CUGACUGAGCAGAGACUGGGGCUCGCUUGGCUGGAAGAACAUUAACGUCGUCCUCUCAAAUGUGCCAAUGCUGAUUAUGUCUGUGUGCUGGAAUUAUUUCUCCCUUUUUUUACAUAUACUUUUUCAUUUUCUGAAUUUUUAUACAGUAAUUAUUACCCUUAUAACUUAAAUUUUUUUCAGAAAGUCACCCUCUGCCCUUAUCUUGCAGUCGUGCUGUAAAGGCCUGUGUGUGUGUGUGUGUGUGUGUGUGUGUGUGUGUGUGUGUGUAUAAAGAACUCGCAUAAACAGCUCUGCUAAUCAUAGACAGAAUACAAGCAGCAUUAACUCUGAAACUCUAAAAGGGCAGGUUAUACUACUGAUACUAUGACUUUGGCCAAGGCUUAAAAAACAAAACCUACUUGUCAAUGACUCUCUGGGUUAAUUUAAGGACUAAGGGACUUGAUAACAAUUACCAUUAAUUUCACACAAUGAGCUCUUCACAAGAAUCAACUUUCGAAGCUUUAAGUAAAUUAUAUCUGCUGCCUUGGUAAAUCUGCAUUUAUGUAAAAUACAGAUUUUUAUAAUAUCAAUAUAAAAUUGACUGGUUUGGGGUAAUUUAAAACAGGCAAAAGGAGAUUUUCAACGCACAAAACAGAGAAAUACUGAACCAAAGAAAUGCUAAAUACAAUUAUUUCCUUUGAAAUAGCAAGCUAACACAACUAUUCUAGCUAUACUGGGCUACUUGUAAUGUAUUAUUUCCCCCCAAAGCAGACGCAGUCCAUCAUCCCCAUCCACCUGGCCGCGGAAUACCGCACACAGAGUUUGCUCUGUUUGUUAGAACAUGGUGCAGACCCAGAAAUAAGGGGCACAAGAGGCCGCACCACGCUCCACCUGCUGCUCCUGCACUGGCCCAUCACCUCCACCCCGUAGACGAAGCCAGGGAACAGAAUCCAAAGGACCCGGACGGACAUCCAGAACAACGCAGUCCGUCUCCGCAGUGUGUGCGAACACGGGGCCCAGGUGAAUGCGCGAGGGGACAGCAGCAGGCACUCCCCGCUGCACCUGGCCGUCACGGGCGGGACCUACCCGGUUCUCUGCAUCCUGGCCCCGAACGGUGCCCAGGGCAACGCCAUACACGAGUCCAGCAUGACACCCCUGCACGUGGCUGCAGAUACACCCGAUAAGGAGAUGGUGGAGACGCUCAUGGCCCACGGGGCGAACGUCAACUGCGCCGUCUCCUCCACAGGCAACACGGCCCUGAAGCUGGCAGUGUGCGCCGCGUCAAGCAAGGCCGGCCGGCGGCGGGCCGCGGGCCUGAGCUGCAUCCACCUGCCAAAUCCCCAGGACCAUGAAGGUCAAGCCACGAUCCACGAGGCGUGUUUUGGAGGCAGAGAGGCAAUAAUCGAUCUCUUGCUCGAACUUGAAGCCAAUGUUAACAUAUUAACAAGAAAUGGGGACUCUCCAAUCCGUAUGUACCUUCAGCGCGGUUCAGUGAGAGACAUGGCACUGCUCACCAGGCUGCUUUACCACUCUUCUCCUUUGAGACUGACCAAUAACCAGGGAAUUCUACCUGCAGGAAUCAUGCUCCCAGAACUCCACCUCCUAAGGGAAACCCUAAUAAAGUUAUCUCAAAAACCCUUAACCCUAGAGGACAACUGUAAAAGAAAUGUCAGAAAUAUUUAUGGGGAGAAACACAAACAGCACUUGAAGUGACUUCUCCCAGCGAACAUCUGGAAUUCUGUGUAUGGUUCUUAUGAUUUAGCUCACCUCCUGAACUAAGAUCUCAAAGUUGCACAGAGCCACAGAACUUCAGUAACUCACGUCGCACUUGCUGGCUGGACGUGCACCCAGGAAAUACUUAACCCAGCCCCUUGUACAUCCCGAAUGUACAAACUACUGGUUCUUAAACCUUUUUCAAAAAAUAAAAUGAUUUGCACAUUAACUUUUUCUUCCUAAAUAGUCUUUUAAAUGCAUUUUCCAUGAUUUAAUUUUUGCCCCAAAAGUAAGUAAAUUACUUUAAAACUCUCAGCCAAAGCAGUAAAUAUAUUUUCUCUCUCGCGCGCUCUCCUUUUUUUUUUUCUGGCCAUGCCGCACGGCUUGCGGGAUCUUAGUUCCCCAACCAGCGACUGAACCCACACCCCCAGCAGUGAAAGCAUGGAGUCCUAACCACUGGACUCCAGGGAACUCCCUAUUUUCUCUCUUUCUGGAUAGUCUUUUAUAAAAAUUGGAAUAGUCAUUACAGGUUUUUAAAACAGCAGAAAAACACUUCCCAUGUUAAAUUUCUUUUAAGAGGGAUAAUUACAGAAACAGAUUUUACCUCCAAGGCAGAGAUGAGUAUUUUCGUCAGCAUGAAAUACAUUUAGCGUCAUCAGUUAUAUCCGUACUCAGAGCGCACUUACUACCCGAAAACAGCUAGAAUUUUCGAAUGCCCAAAGAUUACUCCCUUUUGGGCUUCCCUGGUGGCGCAGCGGUUGCGCAUCCGCCUGCCGAUGCAGGGGAACCGGG
Molecule: messenger RNA, 2484 nt
Organism: Physeter macrocephalus (sperm whale)
Lineage: Eukaryota; Metazoa; Chordata; Mammalia; Artiodactyla; Physeteridae
Gene: ANKRD61
Product: ankyrin repeat domain 61
Molecular function (GO): protein binding
Source: RefSeq, a predicted model, not a curated record